AUGAACGUUGAGCUUACCAUCCCAUUCCCGUUUCCUAUUGUUGUGGAAGACGACAACUUGAAUGUGGACAUUCUGACAGAACGUUAUGCAUUCUGGGAUUCACCAGCGAUAUUUCAAUGGUUUGAGGCGCGUGGAUACACGCUUUACAAGCGGAUGCCAACUGGAGAGUAUGACCUCAUGCCCAACAACUACACCGUUCCGCGAUUGCCUUCAGAGCCCUUCGUGCAGGCCGAGUAUCCCCAUCCAUAUCACGAGAACUACUCCGCCUACUCCAAGGAUUAUAUUCGUUGCGCGCAGGAUACUUCAGGAAAGGUAGUCUUUGCUCAGGACUCGCAGUGUCGCCACGUGGCCAUUAAGUUGGUGCCCAACGAUACAAAUGAGAUUCGCAUUCUGCAGUUUCUGCGCCGCCAAAGUCCGGAGACUUUGAAAGAGCAUUGCCUUAUUCCGAUCUUGGACAUUUUGCCCAUCAAAGGGUUCUCUUUCGCAGUCAUGCCAAGAUGGGGCUCGUCUAUCUACAACCCAGCACCCAAUACUCUAAGAGAUGUUGUGGGCAUCAUCCACUCGAUGCUGAAGGGUCUGUCCUUCCCUCAUCACCACAAUAUUAUUCACCGCGACAUAUGCCUGCGCAACGUGCUCGUCAACCACUUUUCAAACGACCACGCUGGGCCUGUGAAUCCAACGAGAGUAAAGUUACGCAGCGCCGGCAACCUCUCGUACGCGAUCUUCGAUUUUGAUGUUUCGGUCAUGGUUCCCCCCGAUGUCGAGAAAUCGGAAUUCCGCCUGCCCUACAAAAUGUCUUGGUGUGGAUCGUAUAACCACCCAUUCGACACUGCUCAGGGAGAGUUUGAUUAUGACCCUUUUGCUUAUGAUGUGGGAACAAUGGGCAGAGAGUUUUGCCAGGAGUAUCAGCAUCUUUCGGCUAGCCUGCCGUUGCUGGCUCCCCUCCUUGACGGGAUGAUCACCCGAAACAUCUCUCGACGCUUCACGGCUGCACAGGCCCUUCAGUUUCUCGAAACUGAGCUUGGACAACUGCCGGAUAAGCACCUGGAACAAGAGUUCUAUGAGGCGACCGAUGUCACUGAGUAUGACAAGUAUGACCGUUGGCGCCUACUUCCAUCCAACCUCGUUCAGAAGUGGGCCGUGUACAAGGAACCACCCCUCCCCGCAACAACCAGGUUCCUUCGUUGGCUAUACUCCUUCGAGUCUCUGGUGCAUGUCAUCCCUUUCGUUCGUAGGGCGGCUUUCCACGUCUGGAGAUUUCCUUAUCGCUUUUCCUCGGCCAUCCGGUUGCGCCAUUAG
This is a messenger RNA of Cyclocybe aegerita, 1299 nucleotides long. NCBI's taxonomy places the organism in Eukaryota, Fungi, Basidiomycota, Agaricomycetes, Agaricales, Hemipholiotaceae. The record is from the annotation of a GenBank genome assembly.